Cygnus olor (mute swan) is the source of this 4586-nucleotide messenger RNA. RefSeq names its product solute carrier family 35 member B4 (gene SLC35B4). Gene Ontology annotation, molecular function: UDP-xylose transmembrane transporter activity; UDP-N-acetylglucosamine transmembrane transporter activity. The transcript has 10 exons. Gene Ontology annotation, cellular component: Golgi membrane; endoplasmic reticulum membrane. The record is from RefSeq and is a predicted model, not a curated record. NCBI's taxonomy places the organism in Eukaryota, Metazoa, Chordata, Aves, Anseriformes, Anatidae. Gene Ontology annotation, biological process: transmembrane transport. The coding region runs from base 144 to 1139 and encodes 331 amino acids.
GGUGAACGUAGGGCGGGCGGGGAGCGAACUACCGGCUCCCGGGAGGAAGCGGGGGCGGCGGAGGCCGGCAGGAGCGGGGCCUCGGCCCGGGACCGGGAUGCGGUGGCGGCCGGGGACGGUGCCUCCUUGCUCGGGGCGGCACCAUGCACCCGGCCGCGGCGGUGUGCCUGGUGUUCGGCGGCUGCUGCAGCAACGUGGUGUUCCUGGAGCUGCUGGCCAGGCAGUUUCCAGGAUGUGGCAACAUCGUGACCUUCUCCCAGUUCUUAUUUAUCGCCGUGGAAGGCUUUAUCUUCGAAGCCAACUUCGGGAGGAAGCGGCCGGCCAUACCGAUGAGGUAUUAUCUCAUCAUGGUGGCCAUGUUCUUCACUGUCAGCGUGGUGAAUAACUAUGCCCUGAACUUAAAUAUCGCCAUGCCGCUGCACAUGAUCUUCAGAUCGGGCUCUCUCAUAGCAAGCAUGGCUCUCGGUAUCAUCAUUUUGAAAAAAAGAUACAGCAUGUCUAAAUACACGUCCAUAGCCCUGGUUUCCGUGGGGAUCUUCACCUGCACUUUCAUGUCUGCAAAGCAAGUGGCAUCUGACUCCAGCUUAAACGAAGAGGACGGACUCCACGUUUUCUUGUGGUGGCUGCUAGGUAUCGCUGCGCUCACCUUCGCCCUCCUCAUGUCUGCCAGGAUGGGGAUUUUCCAGGAGACGCUGUACAAGCGGUUCGGGAAGCACUCCAAAGAGGCCCUUUUUUACAACCAUGCGUUACCACUCCCUGGCUUUCUCCUCCUCGCCCCAAACAUCUACCACCACGCCGUUCUCUUCAGCCAGUCCGAGCCGUUCCAGAUCCCAGUGAUUGGGCUGACCCUGCCGAUCAUGUGGUUCUACCUCCUCAUGAACGUCAUCACUCAAUACGUCUGCAUCCGGGGCGUCUUCAUCCUCACCACGGAGUGCACCUCCCUCACCGUCACGCUGGUGGUGACGCUGCGCAAGUUCGUCAGCCUCAUCUUCUCCAUCCUCUACUUCCGCAACCCCUUCACGGCCUGGCACUGGCUGGGCACCGCCUUCGUCUUCGUGGGGACUCUCAUGUACACGGAGGUGUGGAACAGCCUCGGGCCCCUCCUGGCCCGCUGGAGGAAGAGGCCGAAGGAGGAGUAACAGCCGGGGGACUCUCUGCAGGGACCUUUUUAUUAUUUUAUAGAGCAGAGCAGCAGGGAAUUCCCCCCGAGAGGGGUUGUUUUUAUAACAGGGGAGGUGUUGGCUGUGCCAAGCUCCUGGGAAUCAUGGAGCCUCCGCCGGGAACCUGCCUGGAAUGGAUCACGGAGGGAGGAUACAGUUAUUUUUGCAAGGUUGCAUUUUUUUUAUGCAACCCCUUUUGCUCCCCUACUCUAGUUUUUUUUUUUUUUUUUCUCUCAUUUAAAUAACCCUUUUAAAUUAAUUUAAAAGCUGACCCAGUCCUCUGCUAGGAGCCCAACCAUGUCGUGGUGCUUUUGUACACUCCUCCCAGCUUCGGUGAGCUGGACCCUGAGCCUGUUUGGUGCCGUCCUUUAACAUCCAGGUCGCUGUAGCAGGUGGGUGAGCCCCUGGGAACCCCCAGACACUGCUGUUUGUGCAGCAGGUUUUUAGUUGCACUGGAAAUGCCAGACCUGGCUGUUAACUUGAGUCCUUGUUGCUUGAUCCUGACUCUUUCUGGGAGGGCAUCGGACAUACUUGUAGCUGCCACCUUCUCCAGAAUCCAGUCAGCCCAAUAGACCUGCACCAGGGAGUGGCUCAGGGGGCUUAUCCCUGAGACCCGGCUGGGAGCCCGAGGAAAACAAAGAGGUGAUGCCAAGGUGCCAAAAUGCCACCGCAUCACCUUCGUGGCUUUCUCGGGGAGGUGGUGCAGUGCUGUCAAGGCUUAGCUGAGCCCUCUUGUGUCAUCCUGAUACCUUAUGAGGUGGAGGGGUCAUAGGUUCCUCCUGCUUCUGUUAGUUCCUCGGUGCAGGUCACUUUUCCUCCUUUUUCCUUCACCCGAGUGUGGUCUCAGGGGGAUUUGUUGCCAGCAGUCAGCUGUAACAAACCACUGAACCCCCAACACGCUUGUGCUCUCCCCCAGGCCACCCCUUCAUAGAAUCACAGAACGGUUUGGGUCGUAAGGGACCUCAAAGCCCACCCAAUUCCACCCCCCUGCCAUGGCAGGGACACCUCCCUCAGCCCAGGCUGCCCCCAGCCCCAUCCAGCCUGGCCUUGGGCACCCCCAGGGACGGGGCAGCCACAGCUCCUCUGGGCAGCCUGGGCCAGGGCCUCACCGCCCUCAUCGAAAAGAAUUUCUUCCUUCAUCUAAUUAUUAUCUAAUUAAAAUCCAGCCUCUCUUAGUUUGAAACGGUUGCUCCUUGUCCUGUCAGUGCACGCCUCAGGGUACAAAUGAUGCCAAGGAACUUGAGCAGGGCCAGUACAGCUGAGCUUACUUCUGCCGCUGGGCAGGGGCCGGUUUUCCUGUCCCUUCACCCAGCUCUCUCCUUUCCUUUUCUUCUCCCACUCCUUGGGGAUCAGCUUCACCAGGCAUGGGUGACAUCAGCAUCCACCAGGCACGGGGACAAUUUUGCUGAGUGUCACCUCUCUCCCGAUGCUCAGACAGCCUGCGGGAGCUCUGGGUGCCUGUCCCCUGCGUGGAGACAGUGUCUCCCAGCGAGGUGAGGAGCAGCAGCCAUCCUAGGGGCUGCUCACCGUCGGGCAGAGCAGGGAUUAGCGCACAGCCUUGCCUCGGAGCACGCACGGUUUUGGGGAGCGCACGAAUUGUUUUUGCUGCCUUGAUUUUCCUGUGCACUUCAUUGUGACUCUGCCCCUGCACAGCCGUGGCCAUGAAAGCAUCCAGCACUGUCAACCUGAUUUGCAUCAAGCCUGGCUAAGGAAGGGCAGGGGCUGUGCUUGGGUGUUCCUCCCCCAGCGUCCUGAUGGCUUUGGGUAUUUUUAAAUUUUAAAAAUUUAUAUUUACAUCUCCAACGUCAGACCUGAGGCCGGGCUUGUGGCGGCUUCACCUUGGCCAGCGGCAAAGCACCGUGCGGCCCCUUUGGGUGUGGGGGGAAGGAGGAGGAAGAGCAAAACCAGGAAAGUCUGUGGGUAGAGCUAAAGGUGGUUUAAUAAGCACAGGAAAGCAGAAGAGCAAAAAUAAACGUGGUGCAAAGACAGUCACCACCUCGCAGGUAGACCAAUGCCAGCAGUCCCCAGGCAAAAACCACCGUCCCCAAACCCCUUCCUCUCCAUUUUUAUCACUGAUUUUUAUCUGGGGCAGCUGUGCCAGCUUCUUGCCCGUCCAUUGCCUGUGCACAGUGGGGGCAGAGAGGGGAAAAAGGAGGCCUCCCUGCUGUGCAAAUGCUGCUUAGCAAUAGCUGAGGCAUCGGCGUGCUGGUUUAGCCAUGAGCCCUGCUGCUGUUUUGGGGCUGUUAGAGCCAGCAGCGCGCUGAUGGGCCCUGCAGCUCAGGUCCUUCCCAGAUGGUGAAGGGGUUUCCCUUCUGGGGUUGUUUUUUCCUGAGCCUGAAAAAAAAAAAAAACAAAACCUCUCGAGUGUCCCAAAUGGGAUUUCCAAGGAUUUUGUAGGUGGGGAGGCAGAUCCCCAAGAGCUUCCCUGCACGCAGCGCAGCGCAGCUCAGCUCUCGCUUCCAGCUGUUUGCACAGGACUGGAGAGAGGGAAAACUGCACCUGCAGCUCGCUCUUCAAAGCUAUUUACACAGAGCUUCAGCCGAGACAGCGAGGCACGGGCAGGGAAGGCAACCCAAGCCGAAUUCAGCAUGAGAGCAUCAGGGAUGCUACCUGACAGGAUCGUGUCUCGAGGGGGUAAAACACCGCUGUAACGCCGGGCUGCAGGCAGAAGUUGUGCUCACAGCCGGGCAGCAGGAGCUGUCACUCCUGUUUCGGAGCGGUGGCUGUGGGUUUUUGUAGCCUGGCUCGGGGGUUUAGCAAAGCGAGAGCUGAGCGGGUGCCUGAGGGACUGUACCAUACUGUACAUAGCCCCCCUCGCUGGGCCGCCCUUUGUCUCAACGACUUUGCGCGUCGUCUCCAAUUUCUGUGACGCUGGUAGACUUGGGGAUUUUUCAGGUUUCUUUUCUUGAACCAUGUGCUGUUCUCGGGCUUCACGCAAGCCAGGUGUCCACCAUGGUUUUUUUUGUUGUUGUUGUUAGGGUGUUCCUUUUAACCGUUUACGGUGUGGUCUGUGUGCUUCUGGGUGCGUAUCACUGUUAGUGUCACAGACGUGGCAGCGAUUCCUUCCCUGCUGCAGGCGAGCGGGUGAGCACGCCUGGUCGUGAGGUGGAGAAAAGGUCCGUGCAGAAGUGCCCCAAUAGCUAAAACUGGUAUUUGAACCCAGCUCCCCCCCCAAAAAAAAAAAAAAUGGGGGUACUGAUUUGUUCAGGUUUUAUGUUUGCUGUAGAAGUGAUAGCACACUUUUUUUAGCAGAGGUUGGCAAAGUGAGGAGCCAAAGUGCUUUUGGACCCGUGUUUCGGAUUUACAGAGCUUUUGGGUUGGCUGGUUGGGUUUAGGGUACUUGUGCUGUUUGUUUGUUUGUUUUUCUUUCUUUUUGUCUGUUUUGUUUUGUUUUCUGAGCAAAAUAAAUGUCUCCUCUUCAAAGCA